UAAAAGGUGAAUUUCUUAAUCUGUGUGAAAACAACCAAAAAAUCACUUAUUGUGGACCGGAGGGAGUAUCAAAUAGUCGCAGCAUUUCAUCUCCCUCGAAGAAAGGGGAUGCAACUCGUAUUAGAAAGUGACGAGCCUCAUGGCCUAUGGCUAUCUGAUUGUUCCAUAAUCCAUAUCGGUGCCCACAAAUGCCAAUUUAUACUUGUCAUUUGUUGCUUUUCUCGGAUAAUGAAAACAGAAACUUUUUUUUUUGGUCAAGGUAUAGACAACUUGUUCAGAGACGAUAAAAUGGGUACAAAUGAGUUAAAGGAGGCUUUAAUCUUUCUCUGCAAAGGAGAACUCUGGAGAAUGGCUGUUCUUUGGACUCCCUCUCUCAUCAUUUCCUACUUGCAUCUGUUUUCCCAAAGCCUCUUCUUGCGGAAAUCCAAAUUCUAUGAUCGUUCUUCACCAUCACUGCCUACAACAUCAUCUAAUCCUGCUAUUGCUUCUAUCAGAAAGCCUAUCUGCAUAAUUACAGGUGCCACAUCUGGUUUGGGUGCUGCAGCUGCAUUUGCCCUUGCUAAAGAAGGCUAUUACAUUGUUCUUGGUGGGCUUCUUGAUGCAUGCUUCCUCGAUAUGAUUUUUAAAAAAAAAUGAACUUCCGCUCUAAUUUUAUUUGUACUUAUUUAUUGAAAGUGCCACAUCCUGAUUUGGUUAAUAGAUCAAAUGUGUGCCUAUCAUGAGUACUACACGGCUAACUUGCAAAUCUAAGAAUCUGCUUAGGAGAAUACAAAUGUUGUGUAUUGAUCUUGAUUAUGUAAGGCAAGGUGAAAAUGUUACCCUCUCAUUUUGCUUUCACAUAUUUAUCAUAGGACCUAUAGCUAUUUUACGUCUUCCGUUAUAUUCAGAGGGCGCUGCAGCUUCAGAAUCCGCCUUCGUUUACCACAUAAUCAGGAAAAACCCAUGUGAAUUGUGAAGUAUAGUGAGUGGAUUUGCUUCAUCUGAUAGAGUGAAAAAGGCUUUUUUGUUGUUGU
Nicotiana tabacum (common tobacco) is the source of this 1013-nucleotide messenger RNA. NCBI's taxonomy places the organism in Eukaryota, Viridiplantae, Streptophyta, Magnoliopsida, Solanales, Solanaceae. The record is from RefSeq and is a predicted model, not a curated record.